AUGUCCAGGCGAUCUCGAAGACUUCAUCUGCCACUGAAGAAUAUUACAGCAUCAUUCAACAGCACCAUGUCUUGCUCUAGUGACUCAGGAAAAUCCACUUUGGCCAAUUCUCCAAUGACCAGUUUGGCAUUCAACCUUAGUGAAUUAUCAACAGGAAGAAGCUCUCCUAAACUAAGAAGAAAAUUGUCCUUGUCAAGUGUGGACACACCCCCUAAUGACUGCAUACAGAGUGAUCAGGAGUUUAUAUUGUCAGCAGAGUCAGGAUGUUUCUCGGGGUCACCGCUUGAGGACUCCCCGACAUUAGAGAGGCUAAAUGUGAAGCGUUACAAAGCAGUUCAUCACCCAGACAUUCCACUGGAGGCAUUUUCAGUGAGGAAGAAGACAAUAGCUUUCAGGAUAAUCAACUCUCAGCCUCUUCCGACGAUGAGAUUAGACAGUCCCACUGAUUUCCUAGAUGAAGAUAAGAGCGAACAAGAUGAUGAAGGUGUCAGAAAUCUCAAUGGAUGCUCCAAUGACUCUGAUGAGACCAUGACCAGCGAGAAUUGUGAUAACAUUAUUGCUCUCAGGAGGAGUAAAUUUUACUCCGAUGAUGCAACUUCACAAGACAGUGGGCUGGGUUUUGAAAGUGAUAGGUCACAGAGAAGUUCAGUUUCCAGUUUUGAUGAUGCGGCAUCCACUUCAUCAUCAUCAUCCUCCAUGAACAAUUUUGACAGAUUGCCAUCUCUUGAUGAUAUCUGGAAUUCUGUUGAUUCCCCAAGUUUCAAGGCUCCCAGAGGUGUGCCCCCCAAGCGAUCCCGCAAUUUAAUUGAGGACAAGCAGUUUAGCGAGGACACAUGUUCACCAAUCAAGUAUUCGCCUGUGAAGAACUCAUCUUUACCUCGGCCAUCUUUCUCCAAAGCCCUGUUCAGUCAGAUUCCAGAAGCUAUCAGUGAAGAUUGUGAAAGUAACAGAUGUCCUCCUGUGGAUGGGUUUGAGGAGCUUUUUCAACUCACUGAUAUGGACCAUGAAGCUGAUGCCAAGGUCUCCUCCCUGAUAAGUGCUACCCUCUUUCACCGGGCAGAUGAAGAUAAGCCAGAGGAGGUUUCUAUAGAAGAUAGGCAAAAGGCUUUCAAAAGAACACGGGCUCUCGCCAUUUGUAAAGAAAAUGAUACCCCCUCUAGUCGACCACAUAUUUCCAGACGUGGUCUCUACAGAUCGAUGUCCAUGGACAACCGAACUCGCCCGUCCUCAAAACGAUGUGAGCCAUCUUCUGAUGACUCAACUCCGGUGCAGUAUAAAAGAUGGAAGGGAGAAGAAAGUUCCACUUCUAGUGUGUGCCAUGAGGAGAACAACAAAACGAUGAAUGUACGUCGCUUCCAGAGAAGCCAUUCAGAAACUGAAGCAAUCAAGUCAGCUGUUUCACGGAUGCUAUCAGAACCGGACCUUAUCGGAGACUGUUCAAAGGCGUACUGUCUGCCAACUGUCAGCGGGAAGCAUCAAGAUCUGAAGUCCAUCACACCCGAAACGCUGAGUCGACUGAUGGCGAAUGAGUUUUCUGAUAUCAUUGAAGAGUAUCAUAUAAUUGAUUGCCGUUAUCCAUAUGAGUACCAGGGAGGACAUAUACAGAAUGCACUGAACAUUUACACAAAAGAUGAUGUGAUAGAGAAGUACCUCAAGACGCCAUUGUUUUCUAAAGAUCCCAGCAAGAGAAUGAUUCUAGUCUUCCACUGUGAAUUUUCAUCAGAAAGAGGACCAGGCCU
Candidula unifasciata is the source of this 1739-nucleotide messenger RNA. Lineage: Eukaryota; Metazoa; Mollusca; Gastropoda; Stylommatophora; Geomitridae. The record is from the annotation of a GenBank genome assembly.